Molecule: messenger RNA, 885 nt
Organism: Fusarium musae
Lineage: Eukaryota; Fungi; Ascomycota; Sordariomycetes; Hypocreales; Nectriaceae
Exons: 1
Coding region: 1-885 (294 amino acids)
Source: RefSeq, a predicted model, not a curated record
AUGGAUCGUCAUGCUGCUACUGUUCGCCGUAUGCUUGGCGAUCGCACCAUCGCCCAAUUUGCCUUGUUGUCUCUGCCAGACCGCCGCGCUAUCCUCCGGGAGAACCUGGUGCAACUGGGGCCGGUUUUGAUUGACGAGGCAGACGAGCUUGACUCGCUGAAUCCCGACAUUGCCGAUGGGGUCCUCCUACGCCAGCAGCUCUUUAUGGGUGAAGAUGAGACUGGCAAGCAACUGGUGCAGGAGGCUUAUGAUGUGUAUUAUGGCGAAAACCAUUUCCACGUGCCACUGCACUGGCUGUGCGAGUUUAAGAUCGACACCCUUAGCGACUACGAAACCAAGAUUCACGUUGCCCCGCUAGUCAAAGACAGCAUUACUGUCAUCGUUAGCCCAUACGAUCCAAAUCUUGACGUCCAUGAGGACGGCUACGAGAGUAAUAGUGGUGUCAAUGACCCAGAAAGCGUACAUUACCGACAUGGGACAUCCAAGGCCGCUCGGUGGACGCAGAAACACCUCCAGGAUGUCUUCCUCUUCACGAACGCACAGCAUAUCAUCUUAGUGCUACGUGGGCGCGGUGUCACGGACGGUAGCGACCUUGCAACACAUCAGAUGAUAAAGGAUAUUUCCUAUGUGGUGAAGCUCCUUAUCGAUAAGUUUGGCCAUAAGCUUGCUAUUAGGAAGGAGAUAAGCAGAGAUUAUGGCCAUAGCGACAGUCUUCCAUGCCGCGACAUUCGUUCUUACUGGGAUCCCCCCUCAGAGACAGCCAGGCAGAGAGUCAGACAAGGGACCGCAACCUUUGAGCAGGUUGUGCAGAUAGAGAUAGAGGAGUGGACACGUGUAUUCCCUCAGAAUCGGGGACAAUGGAUGGAACGUGAGAUUCUUAUUUGA